This is a messenger RNA of Coregonus sp. 'balchen', 1260 nucleotides long. Lineage: Eukaryota; Metazoa; Chordata; Actinopteri; Salmoniformes; Salmonidae. The record is from the annotation of a GenBank genome assembly.
AUGAAUGCCUUAAAUUUCUGCGGGGGAUCCGACAGUGGCAACGGAGUCUAUCCUCUGCAUAGCGUCAACUCCGUCCUUUUCGACCUCCAUCACCAGAUGGCAGACCAGUACCCAGUUUAUCCAUCGGCCAAUCCCUCAACGGUUCACACGUUCUCUGUUGCUGAAAGACUUGCAGGUAUUUAGAAUGGACUACUGUCAUUUAUGACUGUGUCUGUAAUCGAUACAUGCAAUCAAACGAAUGCAGGUGGCAAAAAUGUUCUAAUUAUAAUUUGGCGUUAAAAGACCUGCUUUCACAUCUGAAAAAGUUGUUGAAACUGAUAAUUGUCAUGCUGGUAUUUUCAUGUGUAGCCUGAUAUCUCACAUGCCAUCCGACUGUUUCACCACCUCUAAUCUUGUUGUGGCUUGUCUUCUGUCCCCACAGAGUUGAUACUGGAGGCCCGUUAUGGGAACCAGCAGAAGCAGCGUCGGAGCCGCACAGCCUUCACUGUGUCUCAGUUACAGGCUCUAGAGAAAGCCUUCCAGCAGACCCAGUACCCUGAUGUAGGUAUGAGAGAGAGACUGGCUGUCUGCAUCAAUCUGCCUGAGGCACGCAUUCAGGUCAGUAAAGGUCGCUCUUCAAAGAGGACCAGCCUGUGUGCAUGCUUUCAUUCAUAAUAUUUAUUUGAACUGCUGCUUUUAGUAACUUUAUUCUUGUGAUAUAUAUAACAGCUGUGGUGCUAUUACCUUUUUAAACUUUUGAUCAAUAUUAUCGUUAUAAACACUUCAACCCUUCACCAAUAAUAAAAUAAUAUGCUGCUCCAGGUGUGGUUUAAGAACAGAAGAGCAAAGUUCCGUAAGGGACAGCGAUGCUCCCCCAUUCCCAGAGAGCAAAGCCUGGAGGAAGCACAUCAAACCAAGGCAGGAGGGGAAAAGAGGAGUUCCAAGGACUCCAAAACACAAAGCGAAAUAGCUCCUCUCUGGGAAGUCAGUGAUGCUCCCACCAUUUCUUGUCCUGGAGACUCCAUUGUAUCUCAGACCCACUCAAUAUUACAUUCUCCUCCCGUUUUUCCCUUUGUGGGUGGAGAGCGGUACCACCUUCCACAUCAUCAGGCUUUAGGGAUGCUGUCAGCUGGCCUACAUUUCACCCCCACAUUCUGGCCCAUUCUACAGCAACACAGCCCGGCUUUAGGAGUUGCCCCACCAGUUGGUAAAAACUGCAGCCUUUCCCUUCAGACUUCCUGUCUCAGUAAAGCUGUACCCCACUCCAACCUGGGUCUAUAA